This is a messenger RNA of Lodderomyces parapsilosis, 1167 nucleotides long. Its product is annotated as TFIIH complex kinase subunit. The record is from RefSeq and is a predicted model, not a curated record. Gene Ontology annotation, molecular function: cyclin-dependent protein serine/threonine kinase regulator activity. Lineage: Eukaryota; Fungi; Ascomycota; Pichiomycetes; Serinales; Debaryomycetaceae. The transcript has a single exon. Gene Ontology annotation, biological process: regulation of cyclin-dependent protein serine/threonine kinase activity; regulation of transcription by RNA polymerase II. Bases 1 to 1167 code for a protein of 388 amino acids. Gene Ontology annotation, cellular component: nucleus; transcription factor TFIIK complex.
AUGCAACUACCGAGUGAUUCAGAAAAGCCAGCUCCAAAGAAACAAAGAAUAUCGAACGAUGAUUUGUACCGAAAUUCUACCCAGUAUGGAAUAUGGUCUUUUACACAUGAAGAGCUCGCGAGAGCGAAAUCCAAUGCAAAUCAACUGGGGGUAAAAGCAGCUAAGGAAAGGUUUCAAAAAGCUUAUGAUAAGGCCAAGAGUGAUAAUCCCGAUGCAUUUGCCAAGUUUCCAAAUGAUCUUAACGAAGAGAUGAUUAGCUUAUUGAACCUAGAGGAAGAAACCACAUAUCUUGAAUUUUAUAUCCAAAAUAUCACCACAACAUGUAAUUUUUUCAAGAUGCCUACACAGGUAAGGCUAACUGCAGCUUCAUUUUUCAAAAAGUUUUACUUGGCCAACUCAGUAAUGCAUUACCAUCCUAAGAAUAUACUAUACACCUGCAUUUUCUUAGCCGCAAAGUCAGAAAAUUACUUUAUUUCGAUAGAGUCGUAUGUGAAAGCACUCAAGGGUGUUCAAACACUGGAUAUAUUGGGCUUGGAGUUUAUUGUGUUACAAAGCCUAAAAUUUACGUUGUUGGUGCAUCACCCUUUUCGACCAUUACACGGCUUUUUUCUUGAUUUCCAAGCUGUUUUGUUGCAUCCAAGUCCUGCCAUGUAUGAUGUAUCAGCCGAUACCAUUGGAAAUUUAUACAAUAAGGCUAAAGAGUGGUUGAAUAAGUAUUAUAUGUUUAGUGAUGUUGCUUUCUUGUUCACUCCACCACAAAUAGCUUUGGCGGCAAUGUAUGACUGCGACCGAAGAAUCACUGAUCGAUAUUUGAAAAGAAAGUUUUUAAAAGACGACAACGAGGAUGAAAAUGUUGGAGACCAGAAGGAUGCACAAGAAGAAAAGAAGCAAGAUGAUGUGGAGACGCAAGAUACAGAAAGCGUGGUGGAUGCAAAACUUGGAGCUGAAACAGAAGCUGAAAAUGGUUCUUUAUCUAAGCAUAUGCACAAGCGGGAACAAUACGAAUCAUUGGUUCGUACGAUACGGAAAUGCGCCAAACUAGCCAAAAAUUUACCAGUAGCUGAUCGAGAGAAAAGCAAGGAGAUCGAUAAAAAAUGUUUCUUUGCCUUGAAUCCAAAGAAGUUGAUUGACAAGCGUAUCAAAAGAAUAACAUCAGCAACUACGUAG